This is a messenger RNA of Ambispora gerdemannii, 210 nucleotides long. NCBI's taxonomy places the organism in Eukaryota, Fungi, Glomeromycota, Glomeromycetes, Archaeosporales, Ambisporaceae. The record is from the annotation of a GenBank genome assembly.
AUGUAUCUUGACACUAGCUCUGCUAUUACUACUGAUAUUGUUGUUUCAGAAGAUGCAAAGUUUCGAUAUUCCACAUCAUCUAGUAAUGAGAUUUGUGAAGAGAGUUCUUGCACUAAUAUAGUUGAGAAAUCCAUAACAAAUUUGCCACAAUUGCCUUCUAUAGUAUCAACUCAAAAUCAAUCGAAUAAUUCUGAACAAUUUUCAAACAUU